AUGACGUAUCAAUUUAACCCUCACAUCAUCUUCUACGGAGCGCUGAUCUUUCUGGGUACCCUGGGCAACUUCCUCGUGCUCGCGACCAUACUGGCCAUCGUGUUGGAGGACCACAGUUUUCCUUCCUCCGACAUUCUCCUAACCAACCUGACCAUCGUGAACCUGCUGAUUUCGAUCUUCUGGAACAUCCCGGAGUUUAUCUUGGAGUCGGGGGUUGAGAUGCUGCUCCCCCUGAGCUGGUGCCGGCUGUUCAUGUUCAUCUGGGUGUGGCUCAGGUGCGUCAGCAUUUGGGUCACUUUCCUCCUCAGUCUCUUCUACUUCCUGAAGAUAAAGCAGCAUGUGCGGUUGUCCACCAAGGCCAGGGAAGCCACCUUUGUCUCGGCCACCCUGCUGGCCAUCUGGCUGGUCAACUUCGCCUACGCCAUACCCGCCCUGUUCUACGCCAAGGCCACUUCCGGGAACGAGACAGUGUCCCUGAUGAUCGUCAGCACCACCGUCAAGCCGUUCCUCGGGUGCGUGUGGAACUUUCCCAACGCCCAGGCAGCAUUGGCGGUUUCCAAGUCCUACCUGGUGAUCCAGGAGAUCCUGCCCAUGCUGCUCAUGUUGGGCACCAACCUCAGCACUGUGUACUACCUGCAGAAGCACAUGAGGUCCAUCGGGGUCGAACGGCUGCACAGCUUGCAGGUAGAGAGGAAAGCAGCCAAGGUGAUCAUGGCUCUGGUGACCCUGUUCGUGCUGUGUUGGGGAACCCACUUGUUGGCGGUCAACUAUUACAGUUACAACCGAGGGAGUGCCACCAGCUUUAUCCUGACCCUGGCAAACUACAGCGCCUCGUUGUUUAUUGGCUUCAGCCCGCUGAUAUUAGCCAUGGGGCACGGCAAGCUACGUGGCAAGAUCUGCAAAAUACUGCGUAUUAAACUCACGUAG
Messenger RNA from Callorhinchus milii (elephant shark), 927 nucleotides. RefSeq names its product olfactory receptor class A-like protein 4. Lineage: Eukaryota; Metazoa; Chordata; Chondrichthyes; Chimaeriformes; Callorhinchidae. The transcript has a single exon. Gene Ontology annotation, cellular component: membrane. The record is from RefSeq and is a predicted model, not a curated record. Gene Ontology annotation, biological process: G protein-coupled receptor signaling pathway. The coding region runs from base 1 to 927 and encodes 308 amino acids. Gene Ontology annotation, molecular function: G protein-coupled receptor activity.